AUGCAAGGGAGUUUCCUGAGCACAUCCGCAACAACAACAAUACUUUCGCAUUUGCGUCAAGUGGAACUCACCUGGACACAUCACGACACGGACCAUACUGCUAUAGGAUUCACGGGCAAAUCUGCCACAGGAUUGGGCCUGCGCGCCCGGAAGAGGGCCAACUGCAUCAAUAUGGAUAAGUAUACAUUCUCGACGAUACAGGCGGACGAUAUAGUGCGGACCAUAGAUGUUGGGCAAACUGUGAGAUAUUUCUUCAUUGGUGGACCAGGAGGAAGUGGAAAACGAAGGGGGCGUACAGCAAGUAGCACUUUCAAGCUGAAUAUUCACGAUAAGGGCAAAACGAGUACGAUGACAAGGGAAUCACCAGAAGAACGAGCCCUACGAGACAUUUCUGUCAUUUUUUGGGACGAGAUUUCGAUGGUUCCAAAAUGGACAAUGGAAGCCGUGGACUUCCUGCUAAGAAAUCUGAUGCAAAAUGAGGUACCGUUUGGAGGAAAAACCAUGAUUGUCAGAGGGGAUUUUCGACAAGUUAUCCCAGUUGUAGAGAAGUGA
Molecule: messenger RNA, 552 nt
Organism: Ostertagia ostertagi
Lineage: Eukaryota; Metazoa; Nematoda; Chromadorea; Rhabditida; Trichostrongylidae
Source: the annotation of a GenBank genome assembly